AUGGAUAAGUGGAGAGAGAUUCCAUUGUCAAAAGAAGAGGAGGAGGGUGUUAUAGCUGAAGAAGAAGAAGUAUGCGGCGAGGAGAUUUUCCAAAGAACCCUGGCAGGAAAGCUUUGGACUGAUAACAGUUUCAACUCUAGGGCUUUCACAAGUACCAUGACUGGAGCCUGGAAGUUGAAGAACCCAGUGGAGAUCCAGGAACUCAGUAAAAAUCUAUAUCUAUUUCGCUUCGCCACAAAACGAGAUCUGGAGAGUGUACUGCGAAAUGGGCCUUGGAGCUUCGAUAGGAAUUUGUUGAUUCUCACUCGUGUUUCUGGCGAAGAACAACCAUCAGCGUUAAACAUGCAUUUCGGAACUUUCUGGGUCAGGAUCUACGAGUUACCGUUAAUGCUCAGAACUGAAUCUAUGGCAAGGAAGCUGGGGGGAAUACUGGGUUCGCUUGAGGAGGUCGACCAGAACGAGGCUCACAGGAAUGGAAGGUUCCUCAGGAUAAAAGUUUCAAUUGACCUCAAUCAGCCACUGAAGAGGGGAACGAUGGUUAGGUUCAAAGAGAAGAACUUAAGGAUUUACUUCAAAUAUGAGAGACUCCCGACGUUUUGUUUUGUGUGUGGGAAAGUGGGACAUCAACUGAAGGAUUGUGACUCGGUAGAAGAUCUGAGCGAGGAGGGGUUUGAAGAGCUAGAUGAGCAAGAGCUAUCAUACGGAACAUGGCUUAGGGCCUCUCCAUUGCCAAAAAUCACGGAUGAACAGCGGAAAAAAGAGACAAAAUCCAGCUCAUGCAGUAAAAGCCUUUUCAAUGUUUCCUCGGGACAGAGUGGUUGCGGGUCAAAAAAUAAAGAAAAGGAAGGUGACGGGGAAGUAGAACAGAAGAAAGAUGAGAAUGGAGGGAAGGGGAAGGAAGUGGUGCAGGAGAAGGCUGCCAAACCUGGAGUUCAAGUUCUGGAGAUUGAAGCUGUAGCGGAAUUUCUAGGAGCAGUAGACAUAUCAAAUAUUGGCAGUGGGAAAAACCUCAUUCCUAAGGGCUCGGGUGCAAGGAAGAAGAAGUGGACAAGAAAGUCAACAACGAGAAAGACUCUAUGCAGGCAAGAGAAGAAAUUAGAACAGGAGAUAGGAAAGCGACCUCUAGUUGAUGUGAUGAUAAUUGAAGGGAAUGUCGAUGAAUGUGGUAGUGGAGAAAAAAAGAGGAGGAGUGAAGCGGUAGCAACAAAUGCGAAGAAUGAACAGAAGCUCAUACCAGAGGUGGUGUUGGAAGACCAACACCGCCUUACCCAAUGA
Messenger RNA from Vicia villosa (hairy vetch), 1275 nucleotides. RefSeq lists its product as uncharacterized. The transcript has a single exon. The record is from RefSeq and is a predicted model, not a curated record. The coding region runs from base 1 to 1275 and encodes 424 amino acids. NCBI's taxonomy places the organism in Eukaryota, Viridiplantae, Streptophyta, Magnoliopsida, Fabales, Fabaceae. Gene Ontology annotation, molecular function: zinc ion binding; nucleic acid binding.